CGGGCCACUCGCAAAAUCGAAAGGGCCGCCCGCAAAGCCCUAGGCCAAACAACCUCAGCAAGAAGAAUCGACAGCAAAAAAAGUUCACAAGCUGGGCAGGGAACUUUUCUCAAUAACCGAACCACACUUACCACCUACCCACCCUAGACAUAACCAAUCACCCCGCCACGCCCGCACUCUAGCAACCAUCCUCCCAGCACCGCCUUGAUUUGCGUCCAACAUGGCCAACCCAAGAGUCGAGGAACUUCCUGAUGACGAACCUAAGAAGGUCACGAUAGAAGAGCACGAUGACGACGAGAGCUCCGACUCCGAGAUCGAGGUUGGCGAGGGUGGUCCCUCCGGCUCCACUGCCGUCAUUCACUCCCGCAACGAGAAGAAGGCCCGGAAGGCCAUCGAGAAACUCCACCUGACCCGCGUCCCUGGCAUCACCCGUGUCACCCUGCGACGACCGAAGAACAUCCUGUUUGUGAUCAACAACCCAGAGGUCUACAAGUCCCCCAACAGCAACACCUACAUUGUCUUUGGUGAGGCCAAGAUUGAGGAUCUCAACUCGGCUGCCCAGCAAGCUGCUGCACAAUCGCUCGCCGCCCAGGGUGGCGACCAUGACCACGACCACGCCGGCCACGAUCACAGCCACGGCGCACCUGCCAAGGCGGUUGAGGGUACCGAGGAGAAGAAGGACGACGAUGACGAUGACGAAGAAAUCGACGCCGAAGGGCUCGAGGACAAGGACAUCGAACUUGUGAUGACCCAAGCCAACGUCAACCGGAACAAGGCCAUCAAGGCCCUCAAAGAAAACGACAACGACAUAGUCAAUUCGAUCAUGGCAUUGAGCGUCUGAUUGUGAGGGCAGACGUCGAGGUUGAGGUCAGGCUGUAUCUGCCGCUGUGGUUGUAGCAAGG
This is a messenger RNA of Durotheca rogersii, 902 nucleotides long. Its product is annotated as nascent polypeptide-associated complex, alpha subunit. The transcript is spliced from 4 exons. The coding region runs from base 221 to 841 and encodes 206 amino acids. Gene Ontology annotation, cellular component: cytoplasm; nascent polypeptide-associated complex. NCBI's taxonomy places the organism in Eukaryota, Fungi, Ascomycota, Sordariomycetes, Xylariales, Xylariaceae. Gene Ontology annotation, biological process: protein targeting to membrane. The record is from RefSeq and is a predicted model, not a curated record.